AUGCCUAACUGGCAUGAAUUCUCAGUACUGCUCGUAAGCCAGGUUGCUCUGAUAUUCGCGGUUCAAAACGUCUACCUCAUUUUCUACACCUACGGAAAAGAACUCGAACCUUCGGAUAAUUAUUUCCAAGAUGCCGCCAAUAACCCUCGUCGAACGGACUUUUACCGAUUUGUAUGUGUAUCGAUAUCAGAAACACUUUUUAAUUUUGUUGAAGAGUAACGUUGAGUCUUUCUAUUCGGCCUACCUGGAGUUUCAAACAGAUGGCCAGGACGUCGAAGUUUUUUGGAUCAAACAUUUGAUGAGCAUACAAUUGGCCGGCGUUUUUCUGGGAUCUCUCAUCUUUGGUUUUUUUUUCUUCUGUUACAACUACUAAUCAAUAACUUAUCAGGAGCUCUUGCCGACUACUUUGGCCGGAAAAACGUAUGCCGCGCAGUUUUCUUCAUAGGGACGGCACUUCUUGCCGGAGAAGGUUUCAGAAACUUGAAACCUAAAAACUUUUAAUUUAGGAUUUAUUCAUAACUCUAUCGUCAUAGCGGUGGCCCGGUUUUUUGUUGGUUUAUUGACCGGAGGAGUGAUUGUGGUGACUUGGAGCUUCACCACCGAGUUGAUACAGCCUCAGACACGGUUCCUGGCGCGCGCUUUUGCUAAUUGGGUGCACUAAACUCCGAAAAAAAAUAGUUAGACUAUUUAUAGCCAAAUGCUCGUCUAAUCCUGACAAUAAUUUGCUACUUCACUGGAAAUUGGCGGCUCACGUUGCACAUUUGUGCCGGAAUCGCUUUUAUUUCGUUUGGAUUUUACUGUUUCUUCUUGCCCGAAAGUCCCACAUGGCUUUUUUGUCAGGUAAACAAAUAUUUAAUUGUUAUUUUUCUUGAAAGAAGUUGUAAAAACUUGAAAACUUACGGAUUCAAAAUUGAUUUUGCCUUAAGCAGGUAUUUUUUCGGAAUUUAUCAAAAGCUCAAAUAUUUUUGUUGAGCAAAAUAUACUUUUCGCGACCAUCAAAAUUGUAGCCAUUCCAAAUUUUUUUUUGAAAGGCUUAUUUUUCACACAAGUAUAGUCGAUUUUUUGUGACUUAAAGGAAGCGGGCGUAGCGUGUUCGCUCGCGGUUCUCGGCACGAGAUCAAUUGAACCGACAGCGAGUAUUCUGAAAGCUCGUUUAUCGCUCUUUUUAUUUCUUUUUUAUUAUUUAAUGAUUUAUUUCAUUUUUGCAUCAAAAAAUAGUAGUUUUGAUGCAAACAAGCGGUGAACAAGCUUUUUAAAUAGUCGGUGGUGCAGGAAUCUAACUCGUGCCAAGAACGGCGUACGCACACGCUACGCGUCCCGCACACUUUUCCACCUCCCUUCUUUUUCAAGUCGGAAUGAAUUGACUAUAUUUUCAAUCAAACUUUGAGGAAGUCAAAUAAAAGACCAUCUAUCCUCACUAAUACUCUUGUUUUCAGAAACGCUACGACGAAGCCGAAAAAAUCAGAGAACUGAUAAUUCAGAGAUCUAAUGGCGCUUGCGAUAUCAGUGAUGCAAAAUACGAUCUUUUAUCAAAACAACAAAAAAAAUUCAGAGCUACCUGAUCGAAAGCCGACAAAGCACUUGACUUUCAUUUCGAUUUGGCAGAAAUCCAAAUAUCGAAACAUCAUGCUUUUGUUCGGAACUGUAUGGAUCUUGACCAAUUUCACAGCUGCUAUGAUCGACUACACAGAAGUGAAAAUUGUUUCCGGUUUCUUGAAGAGUCAAUUUUUAAUCUCGGGAGUUAUUGCAGCUUCAAAAAUAGUAUGAUUUUCAUUGCUUCACUUUGUUGAAAACUGAGGAUUCAGAUUCUUGGAGUUACCGAGAUCAUGUUUGGGAUCAUAAACAGAAGAAACUUACACUUGGUUUCCUUACUGAUCAGCAUGGUUGGAAUGACGAUAGCGGCUGUUAUGGUCACUCUGAAGCUGAACGAAACCUACAACGUCGCCUACUGCUUCGCUUUCCUCACUUCUUUGAUCUUCGCCGAGUUUGUUUGGGACGCUUGCUAUUUGUGAGAAAAAUAUUAUGACGUAUGGAAAUAAGAAAAAAUAUUCAGAUGCGUCAUCGAGCAAGUUCCGACAGAAGUGAGGAGUACGGUGUGUGGAACGUGCUCCUUUUUCUCGAGAGUUUUUGGGAUCGCUGCUACUUUAAUGGUUUGGAUUUCCUUAGGAAAAACUUCAUUUGCGGGAACAUAUAAUUUUUGCUGCAUUUGAAAUCGCUCAAAACAUUGUAGUUCUAAAAAUAGGGAAAAAAGUGAGUGACAAAAAAAUCAAUCUUCUCUGAAAAACUUUGCCAAAUCAUCAAAAACAAGAGUCUCGUAUCCCGAAACUCAUUUCUUUAGGUCUACGUCAAAAAAGAGUGGGCUCCUGCGCCUCUUUAUACCGCGACCAUUGCUAUGGCCAUUCAUUUUCUGAUCGCCUUCAAGUUUUUGAAAGAAAGCAAAGACGCAGACCUUUCGGAGGUUUCAUUAGAAAGAAUGUAA
Messenger RNA from Caenorhabditis auriculariae, 2479 nucleotides. NCBI's taxonomy places the organism in Eukaryota, Metazoa, Nematoda, Chromadorea, Rhabditida, Rhabditidae. The record is from the annotation of a GenBank genome assembly.